Molecule: messenger RNA, 1137 nt
Organism: Rhodofomes roseus
Lineage: Eukaryota; Fungi; Basidiomycota; Agaricomycetes; Polyporales; Fomitopsidaceae
Product: NYN domain-containing protein
Exons: 3
Coding region: 27-1082 (351 amino acids)
Biological process (GO): post-transcriptional gene silencing
Cellular component (GO): cytoplasm; peroxisome
Molecular function (GO): RNA nuclease activity; CCR4-NOT complex binding; mRNA base-pairing post-transcriptional repressor activity
Source: RefSeq, a predicted model, not a curated record
CGCAGCUAUAAACAUGGCUCAUACCCAUGCCCCUUCCUCCAGGCCCCCAUACUCUGCCGCGCGACUCGCGGCCCCCGCUCAUUUCUUCUCUCGCUUUCACCGUCUCUAUGUCUGACGACGAACAUGUCGCCAUAUUCUGGGACUACGAGAACUGCUGCCCUUCGAGUAGUAUGACCGGUUACGACAUCGUCAACAAUAUUCGCGAGAUUGCACAUACUUAUGGAAGUGUAAUCCUCUUCAAGGCCUACCUAGAACUGUCCGAGCAGUCCCCAAAGUCUACUUUGCUACGUUCAGAGUUACAAUCAUGUGGUGUGUCUCUUACGGACUGCCCGCACAACGGAAGGAAGGAUGUUGCCGAUAAGAUGAUGAUAGUGGACAUGCUUACCUAUGCACUGGACACUCCCGCGCCAGCGACGAUCGUCCUGAUAUCCGGCGACAGAGACUUUGUCUACGCAGUGUCGGUGCUACGACUCCGCCGAUACCGCGUCGUCCUCGUCGCACCGCAUACGACCCACAACAGCCUCAGAUCGCAGGCGACUGUCGUUCUCGACUGGAGCACCGACGUCCUCGGGAAGGAGAAGCUGCCAUCGGGUCUUCCUACCCCUGCGGAACCUCCGCGCCCCGGGCACAGGAGAGCCCAAUCCUCCGUGAAUCCGGCGCAAGCUCAAGGUUCGCCUCUCGCAGCGAAAGCUUCGCGCCGUCUAUCCUUCCGUGAUGCACCCUCGCAACGCCCUGCUAUCGAACCAUUGCAGAAUCAGGCGAGCUCGAGAAGCCCACGUGCGCCGACGACACCGCUGCAGGCAGCGUGGACACCUGCUGAGGUCGAUACGGCGGGCUCAAGCGGCAGCCUGCUGCGUCCCCAACGGUCGGCUCAGAUAGGGCUGCCUACCCCGUCAUCUGACUCAGGCUCCGCUGGCCUUGGACCAAAGAGCGUCCCUGAAGAGGCUGUCGACUCCGAUUCCGGCGAUUCACUGACGGAUGGUAUCGCGGAUCUGAACCUUCACCUCAAGAACUUCACUAGUAGCCGGACGCCUUCUAACAACUCUGCGUCAGUACGUGUAAACCUCAGCAAGAUCGCAUGACGCUCCUGCUGACGUGCAGCUCUUCGUGUUAGCCGUACAUCUCGGUCACUCCUGU